GGGGCUUGUGGUCGCGGAGGGCGGACUACGAGCCCCAGGGCCCCGCGCGCGGUUCCGGACAACGCCUGGUGUGUGGUAACACCGCGGAUCUUCCUCCUCCUCCUCCUCCUCCUCCUCCUGCUGCUGCUCCUCCUGCUCCUCGCGGGCGCUUCCGGCGCGGCGGCGGCGGCGGCGAAGCCCCUCGGGAGCGGCGGGGGCUCGGCGGGCCGGGGCAGGACAAUAGAUUUCCCAAGUUCUUCAAGUAUUCUUGCACAACGAGGAAAAAGAAGAGACAUUUCAGUGAAUGAGGAGUUUUUUGCUUCUAUAGUGUUUUCCCUGAGAAGUGGCUCUUUGAAUGAGGAUGACAAUGGAAGAGAUGAAGAAUGAAGCAGAGACCACUUCUAUGGUUUCCAUGCCUCUCUAUGCUGUCAUGUACCCUGUCUUUAAUGAGCUAGAAAGAGUAAAUCUGUCUGCAGCUCAGACACUGAGAGCAGCUUUUAUUAAGGCUGAAAAAGAAAAUCCAGGUCUUACACAGGACAUCAUCAUGAAAAUUCUGGAGAAGAAAAGCGUGGAUGUGAAUUUCACAGAGUCUCUUCUGCGUAUGGCAGCUGAUGAUGUAGAAGAGUAUAUGAUUGAAAGACCUGAACCUGAAUUCCAAGAUCUUAAUGAAAAGGCACGAGCACUUAAACAGAUUCUUAGUAAGAUUCCAGAUGAGAUCAAUGACAGAGUGAGGUUUCUUCAGACAAUCAAGGACAUUGCAAGUGCAAUAAAGGAGCUCCUUGACACAGUAAAUAAUGUCUUCAAGAAAUACCAGUACCAGAACCGGCGGGCACUUGAGCACCAAAAGAAAGAGUUUGUAAAAUACUCCAAAAGUUUCAGUGAUACUCUGAAAACCUAUUUUAAAGAUGGAAAGGCAAUAAAUGUGUUCAUAAGUGCCAACCGACUAAUUCAUCAAACCAACUUGAUACUCCAGACCUUCAAAACUGUGGCCUGAAAACUGUAUAUGUUGAGAGUUGUACUUUUCAAUGGUGGAUAGGGUACCUUUAUAUGUAAAUUUUAAAGUUUUGACUGUAUAAAUUAUCAGCCCCUCUCGAGGGGCCUAAUGCAGGAUUUUGAAUGGGAUUAUUGCCAUCUUACACCAUAUUUUUGUAAAACAUUGUAGCUUAAUCAUAAUCUCACGAGAAAGAUUUUGCAUCACUUUUUUGCUAUUAUCAUUCUUUUCAGAAUUAUAAGCCAAAAGAAUUUACGCCUUAAUGUGUCAUUAUGUAACAUUCCUUACAAGAAUUGUAAAUAUUUGGUGUUCUGUUUCUGACAUUUUAACUUGAAAGCGGAAAACUGCAAGAUUAUGUAUUUAACAAUAUUGGUGGCAAAUAUUCAAUAAAUAGUUUACAUCUGUUAGACUGUCUUUUUGUAUGUGAACAAAAGUGCAUAACUCAUCUUUCUAGAACUGCAGAACAUUCAUUCAAUAGAAAAAGAAAUUAAAAUUAUUUGGGUGCUUAAAGCUACCGGGAGUUCAAAUCAGUGUAAAAUGAGGGGUUUUCCUUAAAACUGAGAUUUUGGCUGUUACGUAGACCAGAAUAUCAGAAUAAUUACAUUAAAAUGUGUUUGAGGAAUAAUAAAUAAACCCAGAAGUGAGAUGUGCUUUUGUUUUUGAUAGAAACUAGAUCUCACUUCUUUCUUAGUCUUCUGUUAGUGGCGAGUUAACAGGUUUUUUUACUCCUAGGCUAUUCCAAGGUUUGGAGCACAGGUUUAUUUGAAAUAUAUGCAGCAAAGAUUGAAUUUAAAACUAUUCAGAUAAGUGGGUUUGAAUUAGUCCCCUUUGGGAGGGAGGAGGAUUGGAGCUAGAACUCUUCCAGGUAGCACUAGUGAUAUCUAUACUAUGCAUGCCAUAAGGCAACUUUGUUUUUUCAGGGAAUUGAAAUCAUGUGAGACCUCGACUGACAAACCUUGGCUGUGUAGAUGGUUAAGAGCUGCUGCUGGACAGGUGGAAAUUUUCUCUUUGUGAUUUCCUGGUGAUGUUUCACAAGUUCUGACGAAUCCCUUGGAAGUGCACCUCGAGCUGAUUUGGAAAAUAGAAUAAACCUCUGGAAGUUUGCAAAAUCUGUGGCCAUUACUAGGAAGUUUAGGGAAGAAUGUGAAGCAGCUGCUGAAAGCUGCACAAGCUGUUGCAGGAGGAGCACUCCAGGCUGAAAGAGCACAAUUGCUCCAGAGCUAUUCCUUGUUUGGCUGUAAACGGUGACGAAAAGCUCCCUGCAGAUUGUCUGGCACACUGGCCUGGUGCUGUACUGCUCAUCUGGGGCAAGUGCCUUAUCCCAGGUACAACAGCUGGGUCCUUGCAUUUGCUGAUCUGAAAGGAUCAAAAAGGGGGGAAGUGCAAACUGCAGCCUCCCAAAUAGCACUGGAUGUUCUGCUGUCUAUUUGUGCAUGGAAUUGUAUCCUCGAUGAGAGCACUGACUGUAGUCAAAUAGAACAAUGUGAAGGAGAGUAUUGUGUAAAAAUGAGUUCUUUGGGAAUGUAUGUUGUGCAAUUUUUGGUUACACAUAGAGCUAUAAGCAGGACGUGGUCCUUAAAGCUUGCUGGUCAGCCUGUUCUCUGUUCUGACAGUGGUGUCUUGUGUCCUUAGCAAAGUGAGCUUAGUAAAGGGAUGCAGAAUCAAUUUAUAGUUCAAACUUUCUGGUGUUUCUUAAAGCUUGGCCUGCUGAACUGUCAUUUUUUGGCAAGUGGUAGAAGAACAGCAAUGUUCGAGCUGACAAAAUUAGAGUGAUACUUAAUUUGCAUCUUUGCAUUCUGUAACUAAAAGCGUUGAGUAGUCUCCUUGUGGGUGAUUCUCAAUUAAGUCAUAGCUCCUAAGGGCUUCAUGAAGAUCCAUGAGUCAGGGAGAAGGAAGGGAAAGGCCUCUGGAGUUUGUGAUACUUCAUCUGUCUUGGAAAGAGUGUUUGGUACUGGAGAGACUGCAGAGAGAGAAACAAAAGAUUGGGUUGUGUUUUAUGAAUUGGACCUGAUUCCCAUAAUAUUCUGAGAUUUCUCUAUUUUCUGGACUUGAGCAGGACAGUAAUUAGUGCUGGCAAUCAUAAGUUGAAUGAGACCAUGUCUAUGGGUGGUAAAAAAUACAUACAAAAAAAUCCACUUACGACUUGUGUCCCACACAAGCUGCUGCUUUACGUCCUGCCAGUUGGUUCCUUGUCAAAUCAGAGGCUACUUCAUCUAGAAAUGAACUGUUCCUGUUCAUCAGUUCUUCCCAAAACCUUUAUUGGGCAAAAGGUACCAAAUACAGGGCUAAGCUUCAGGUUGUCUGGCCAAUGUGUUCUGUUUUAUUUAUAACCUCAUUGUGAUUUCUAUAUGUUACCCUCAAAAGUAAUGGAAAAUUAUUCAUUGUAAUCAAUGUCUGGUAAUGGGAAAACUUGAAAACUUGUCUUCAGGUCACACUCUUCCGUUGUGUGCAGUGAAUCCAUAUCUAGUGGUCUUAUAAACCUUUCUUUUCCACUGAAUAUGAGCUGGGACAUAUGUCUGUCAAAUUUUAUUGUGGUUUUGCACUUUAUUAUUCAAGUUACCUGAGUAGCUAAAAGAUAAGUUUCUCUUAAGGAUUUCUGAUACAGCAGUUAGUGUUGCAAAAUGCUCUUAGAAAAUUUCUGCUGUGAAUGUGGGUUAUAACUGCUAUGAUAAUGUUAACGUACAGAAAACCAAUCUAAUAAACAAAAUAAAACUUUGUAUAUUUGUUAAUGAAGCAAA
Molecule: messenger RNA, 3708 nt
Organism: Motacilla alba alba
Lineage: Eukaryota; Metazoa; Chordata; Aves; Passeriformes; Motacillidae
Gene: PDCD10
Product: programmed cell death 10
Exons: 8
Coding region: 335-973 (212 amino acids)
Biological process (GO): regulation of Golgi organization; positive regulation of MAP kinase activity
Cellular component (GO): Golgi apparatus; FAR/SIP/STRIPAK complex
Molecular function (GO): protein kinase binding
Source: RefSeq, a predicted model, not a curated record